AUGAUUUAUUUCUCUGGGUUUCCCACCCGCUUCCCGCAUAGGCAGCCCGUGUGCGUCUGCGCCACACGCUGCAAUCCGCUGCCUCAUGUCAAGGCUUGAUUUCUUUCCAGCUGAUUCACGAAAAAAAACACCAUUCCUUUGCCUAUUGGGUGGAUUCCUCCUACAGGAGCUUGCCUGACACGGCGAAUGUGGCGUUUUUCAGCAAUCAUAGGCGUGGUUUUGGAUGGAGAUGCUCGCUCUGCUCCCGCUGGGAUCCCCACCUGCCGUCACAUCGCGUUUGUCACCGGGCCAGUUGGUAUUUUCCUGAGCCGCUAGGGCGCGAAUUUGAUGAGAUUUUGUUUUUUGUCACAGAGGAUAGCAUAUUGAUUUUCUAUCCGGGGGUGUAGCGCAAUUACAGCGCUGUGGACGUGAGGGGCGCCCGGUUUUAUCACCUCCAGAUCGGCGGCAGCGGCGGGGCACGUACGGCAGCACUGAGCGGAGAUAAACAAGAAAAGAGCGGACGACGCAAGGUUUAGUGGGAAAGGAAGAAGAGAGGAGACUCCGGUUCAUGUGCAGGGCUGUUCGACGCGCACGUCGUGCCCGCAGCAGUCCGGAAAGAUGGAAAACACACGCAGAAAAUCGCCCUGGCUCUGCGUACUCGUAGUGGCGUCUGUUUUACUCGUAGUGGACGGCAAGAGAGCCCGGCAGCCCCGCUGUCCCGCUUCAUGUACGUGUACCAAAGAUAACGCGCUGUGUGAGAGCGCAGCCACGAUUCCCCGCGGUUUUCCCAACGAUGUCAUAUCACUGUCCUUCGUCAAGUCUGAAUUCACUGAAAUCCCAAAAGAGAGCUUCAUCCACACGCCUGCCCUGCAUCUCCUCCUCUUCACAGCAAAUAACCUGGAGUCUAUAAGUGAGGAUGCUUUCCUCGGCCUUCCCCAUCUGGAGUAUCUGUUCAUCGAAAACAACCAAAUCUCCUCAAUUUCACCCAAUGCUUUCCGUGGACUAAAAACCUUAGUGCAUCUGAGUCUGGCCUACAACAAUCUGGAGACUCUGCCCAAGGAUUUGUUCAAGGGUCUCGAGGCUUUGACAAAAGUAGAUCUGCGAGGGAACCAGUUCACCUGUGACUGUAAGCUCAAAUGGCUGGUGGAGUGGAUAUAUAACACCAACGCCACAGUAGACCAGAUUUACUGCAAAGGCCCGGCCUCACAGAUGGACAAGAAGAUCAACGAUCUGGUACCACAAUCGUUUGACUGCAUCACAACAGAGUUUGCUUCCUACCAGUCCCUGAAGUUUGAGUCCAUAUCAGUGGAGGCCUUUUCCUUUGGGAGUGACCAGUAUGUGGUGUUUGCUCAGCCCUUCAUUGGGAAAUGCAGCUUUCUCGAGUGGGAUCAUGUGGAGAUGGUCUUCAGACACUUUGAUGAUAUUGACAGCACAUCCACCGUCAUCUGCAAACCACUGGUCAUUGAUAACCAGCUCUUUAUCAUUGUGGCUCAGCUGUUUGGCGGCUCACACAUCUACAAGCGUGACACAUCUGCCAAUAAAUUCAUAAAGCUCCAAGGCAUUGACAUCCUUAAAAUCCGCAAACCAAAUGACGUUGAGACGUUCCGCAUUGAUGGAGAAUCAUUCUUCGUCAUAGCUGACAGCUCCAAAGCAGGAUCCACUACCAUCUACAAGUGGAACGGCAACGGCUUCUACUCUCAUCAGUCGCUCCACCCGUGGUACAGAGACACCGACGUGGAGUACAUGGAGAUCUCCUCCAAACCGCAUCUCAUCUUGUCUAGCAGCUCUCAGAGGCCGGUCAUCUACCAGUGGAACAAGACCACCAAGCUGUUCGACAGGCGCACAGACAUCCCAGAGAUGGAGGAUGUCUACGCAGUGAAGCACUUCCAGGUCAAAUCAGACCUCUACAUCUGUCUGACGCGCUUCAUCGGCGACUCCAAAGUGAUGCGCUGGGACGGGGCGCUCUUCAGGGAGCUGCAGACCAUGCCUUCUCGAGGCUCCAUGGUAUUCCAGCCUUUUACUGUGGGCAGCUGGCAGUACGCCAUCCUGGGCAGCGAUUACUCGUUCACACAGGUGUACCGCUGGGAUGCAAAGAAAGGCGAGUUCGUCCACUUCCAGGAGGUGAACAUCCAGGCACCCAGGGCCUUCUCGCCAGUCUCCAUAGACAACCGACAGUUCCUGCUGGCGUCAAGCUUCAAAGGGAAAACUCAGAUUUAUGAGCACCUGGUCAUCGAUCUCAGCAACUGAGCCCUUUCUUUCGUGACUGGUUGAAUAUUUGAGUGUUUUCUGAGAUUGCUGAACAAAACAGAGAGGGAUAAUUUGAUCCUAAAUUGAGCAUGGCAGGCAUUUCUCUUCUCUAAAAUCUUCAAAUGAAUCGAGUGAAUGUUAAUACAAAUGCAUGCAUCUCAACCAAACCCAUCUGGCUGAGAUGGAUGCGGAGUUGAAUGCCUACUCAAGCUAGGAUUAGACCCGGUAUGUUGCCAAGACAUUAAUGCAUGACCAGGGCCUCACACAGGCCAUCUCAUCCUGAUGAAUGCAGCACCCAUGCCCAUAGAUCCAUUCAAUGUCGCAUCGGCCAGUAGGUUAUUUUUCUGUGUUCGGCUUUUCAUGUGACUCAGCAAUGUUUAUACAUUUGUAAUCUCAUAUAUUUAUCUACAGAAAUUAAUAAUGAAAUGGUACUUUUUAACCUAUUAACAUAUUUAACUGAACAAAUCUGCCAAAACGAAAUGUUUACAAAUUUUUUCUCUUUUCACUUUUAAGCUUAAAGAUUUGUAUUUGAGUGACACUUUUGUAAGUUUAAGAGGGACCACUACAGUUAGCUACUCAUUUGUUAAGAGUUAUUGUUUAAACUUUUGUUUUUAAUUUGGAAACUGUUGGAAAAUCUUUUGAAAAUGUCCUUGCUAGUUACACUUUUAUUGUUGAUGGUUUUUAAAGUUAAAGUAUUGAAAAUACAGUUUUUCAUAAGAAUUAUGGGGGAGAUUUUUGGGGACACUUGGAACUAUUUUCUCACACUUAAUGGACCUGAAAUGACAAACAGAGGAUAUUCUUCAUAAUGUUUGACUAACAUGUGUACAAGCGUUUGUCAUGAUUACAAUUAAGUUAACUAAUAUCAUGCUGUUUAGAAUCAAUAAAAGUUUACAUUAUUAAA
Cheilinus undulatus (humphead wrasse) is the source of this 3127-nucleotide messenger RNA. Its product is annotated as leucine-rich glioma-inactivated protein 1-like. Gene Ontology annotation, molecular function: protein binding. Gene Ontology annotation, biological process: myelination. The transcript has 8 exons. Lineage: Eukaryota; Metazoa; Chordata; Actinopteri; Labriformes; Labridae. Bases 598 to 2226 code for a protein of 542 amino acids. The record is from RefSeq and is a predicted model, not a curated record.